GACAGGUAACUCAAGUAAUCCCCAUUGUCACUGCAAUCAGACCUAUAUAAAUCCACCUUGACGGACAGCAGUCACCACAUAGCCUUUACCUCUCUGCUGGAUCACCAACCAGGCGAGUUCCCCUCAACACGGACUAAAAUGUCACUCUCAUCUAUCCUUUCUGCUGCUGACAUCGACAGCGCAAUCAAGGACUGCCAAGCACCAGACUCAUUCUGCCCUAAGAAGUUUUUCCAGCUGUGUGGCCUCACCAAGAAGACCGGCCCGGAUGUGAAGAAGGUAUUCGGGAUCCUGGACAAUGACGGUAGUGGCUUUAUUGAAGAGGACGAGCUCAAGUUUUUCCUGCAGAGGUUUUCCCCCGGAGCUCGUGUUCUGACAGACAACGAGACCAAGGCCUUCCUGUGCGCUGCUGAUGAUGACAGCGAUGGCCGAAUUGGAGUAGACGAGUUCCAGGCCAUGGUGAGCACCUAAACAGCUGGACUCCAUCUCUCCGAAGUUUGGUCUGACCACAGUGCUGCCCCCAGUUCACUGCUUCUCUUAGCUUUAGUCGAUCAGUUUUAAGUAUAACAUUUAUUGAUUUAUUUUUCAUUUUACAAAACUCGCUCUGGUCCACGCACAUCCACCUCGUCAUCAUGUUUUUGCUUUUCAGGCUUGAGACAGCUCAAGUUUCGUUGCCCAACAAAAAUUGUACAAUCUACCAAAUUACUGAGAAAAUAAAAGCAUAAAAUCCA
Solea senegalensis (Senegalese sole) is the source of this 728-nucleotide messenger RNA. RefSeq names its product parvalbumin 8 (gene pvalb8). Gene Ontology annotation, molecular function: calcium ion binding. The coding region runs from base 139 to 468 and encodes 109 amino acids. Lineage: Eukaryota; Metazoa; Chordata; Actinopteri; Pleuronectiformes; Soleidae. Gene Ontology annotation, cellular component: nucleus; cytoplasm. The record is from RefSeq and is a predicted model, not a curated record. The transcript has 5 exons.